AAUGUGUUGUGAUAAUGGAAAUAUUGUUUAUCAGUGUUGUACUGUAUUUCAUAAGCGUACAAGACAGGGGACGGGGUGGAGGGUCAACUGCCACCUAGUGCUGGAGCAAAACGUCAAAUUCGGGCAAAACUGAUACAGAUAUUCGGGCAAAAUGUGCUAACCUGAGACCUUUUCACCAUGUAUUUCCAUCAUUUGACCGUCAAUAUUAGUUGUAAUCUAUGCAAAAAUUCGUAGUAGCCUAAUCCGUUUGCAACCCUAUAUGACUGUUUGGCAGUAAUGAUAAUAAUGAAUUUAAACGUUGUUAUCCAUAUUAGGGCAUUUUCGUUUAAUUCGGACAAUAGAACUACAUUCCCCACCCCUACCCUACACUUCUUAAUGCGGGCGUUCGUGGCGGGCGUUUUCUUGGUCUAUGCAACGGUAUUUUGAGAUGAAAACGUUUUCCAAAAUUGUUGACCAAAACAAUAAAAAUUGACCUAUGACAGUACAAAAUUAAGGUCUUGAAAUGAUUAGUACCUUUUAAAAAAAAAAAAAGGAAAAAAAAAAGAGAAGAUAAUAAUAAAAAAUACAUCCUUAUAAAAUUUAAUGGACGAAAUGCUUUAAGUUUAAUUUACAGCGUGUUUUCGUUAAACGGUUGAACAUAUUAUCAACAAGAACUAGUUCUUCUGCGAACGUCCGCGUUUAGAAACGUAAGGCUUGUCAUCAUAUGUUACGUCAUAGCGUUAAAGUUCGUUUUUGUUUCUUGACAUGACUCAACGUAGCUGAGAAAUGUGUUUCAAGCAACAUUUUGUGACACCAUAGCGUCGAACACAAUCCACAGGUAUGUCCCGUGUACGGUUCAUCUUACCUGUGACGGUGGUGAUUUCGAUCUUUGUCAUUACUGUUAAAUCCGAUGGAGUUUGGGGUGCGUGGGAACAUACCAGCACAGCCUUAUGUUUAAUAGAUUGUGUUAAAAAAAUGACUUACGAGAGAACCUGUAUGGAAGCCAGUUAUCAAGAUUGCCAUGGAUCAACACGUUUUUACAACUUGUCCGAAUGUACAGGGGGCUAUUGUGGCAUGGGAAUUAAAUUAUCAUUCUCUGCGCCGUACGCUGUCCUUAAUGAGACGUUCAUGAUAGAGUGCACACUGACAAACAUUACCGCUGACUUCGAUGACAUUGUGGUUUUCUACAGAAGGAGGAGCUACAUUGGGUAUUUGAGUCAGAAAGACGAUAACUGUGAAAUCAAAAAGGUCAAGGAGGGAAACACACUAACCUGUGGUUAUGGGACGAACAAGAGGAAUGCGACAAAGAAGGUGUAUGAGCUGACGUUGAAUCCAGCGUUGGACCGUGAUGCGGGACCAUGGUCUUGUGGAGUAGACGCCGAUUCAAAGAAAAGUGUUGCCGUCACACUGGAAAUUCGUGGACCAGAAACAACACCACCACCAACAACACCGACAACAACACCGACAACAACACCGACACUGUCAACAACACCGUCACCAACAACAACACUGACACCAACAACACUGACAACUUCCAGUCAAGAUGACAUUCAAGAGGUUCCUCAACGUGAGGAGGAGGAAUUUCCUGCAGGUAUCAUAGCACUGUUGGUGAUCCUAGGUCUGUUAGUCCUUGCCUCUCCGUCAUUUGUCAUAAUUGCACGGAGAUUGAGACAAAAUGCGAAAUCCAAAGGAGACGAAAAUGCAUUUGGCAAUUCUGGCUUUGAACAACCUGAAGUAAAAUUGGAUUACAACAAUGCUGGCUUUAGCAGAACAGAAACACCAGCAUAA
Messenger RNA from Gigantopelta aegis, 1767 nucleotides. RefSeq lists its product as uncharacterized. The coding region runs from base 820 to 1767 and encodes 315 amino acids. NCBI's taxonomy places the organism in Eukaryota, Metazoa, Mollusca, Gastropoda, Neomphalida, Peltospiridae. The record is from RefSeq and is a predicted model, not a curated record. The transcript is spliced from 7 exons.